ACUCCCCUCUUCAUCCAUCACCAGAUACAACUAACAGCCAGCAACAGCAGCCCUACAUAAAACAAGAUACAUGGCUACCAUGGCACUCUCAUCACCAUUCGCAGGCAAAGCUGUCCCUCUCAAUGCAGGGACAGAGCUUUCAUCAGCUGUCCGCAGCGGCAAUGGAAGAGUGUCAAUGAGGAAAACAGGAAAGCCAGCUGCUUCCUCUGGGAGUCCCUGGUACGGCCCUGAUCGUGUCAAGUACCUUGGACCUUUCUCUGGUGAGCCCCCAUCUUACCUAACUGGUGAAUUCCCUGGUGACUAUGGCUGGGACACUGCAGGACUAUCAGCUGAUCCUGAAACCUUUGCCAAGAACCGAGAGCUUGAGGUCAUUCACUGCAGGUGGGCAAUGCUGGGAGCUUUGGGAUGUGUUUUCCCAGAACUUCUCGCCAGGAACGGUGUUAAGUUUGGUGAGGCAGUUUGGUUCAAGGCUGGUGCUCAGAUCUUCAGUGAGGGUGGUCUUGACUAUCUUGGAAACCCAAGCCUCAUCCAUGCUCAAAGCAUUUUGGCCAUAUGGGCAACUCAGGUUAUCUUGAUGGGCGCUGUUGAAGGUUACCGCAUUGCUGGAGGACCACUUGGUGAGGUCACUGAUCCCCUCUACCCAGGUGGCAGCUUUGACCCCUUGGGACUAGCUGAUGAUCCUGAGGCAUUUGCCGAGCUUAAGGUGAAAGAAAUUAAGAACGGACGACUGGCCAUGUUCUCAAUGUUUGGGUUCUUUGUCCAGGCCAUUGUAACUGGAAAGGGACCACUUGAAAACCUUGCUGAUCACCUGGCUGACCCUGUGAACAACAAUGCCUGGGCUUACGCUACCAACUUCGUUCCUGGGAAAUGAAAUAUCCAACUUUAAUGGCAAAUGUUUCAAUAGUUCUAUGUGAUGUAACAUUACAUAUUUGUGCCAUAAAUAUGUUGGACCUAUUUUUCAAAAACAAAACCUUUCCUUACGUCAGACCAA
Carica papaya (papaya) is the source of this 991-nucleotide messenger RNA. RefSeq names its product chlorophyll a-b binding protein, chloroplastic-like. Gene Ontology annotation, cellular component: membrane. NCBI's taxonomy places the organism in Eukaryota, Viridiplantae, Streptophyta, Magnoliopsida, Brassicales, Caricaceae. Gene Ontology annotation, biological process: photosynthesis, light harvesting. The record is from RefSeq and is a predicted model, not a curated record.